AAAUCCAGUGGUUAUAUGUAUCCUGAGUAUGCAGGACACGGAAUUUUCUCUAUUAAGUCAGAUGUGUUUAGCUUUGGUGUCUUGGUAUUAGAAAUUGUGAGUGGGAAAAGAAAUAGGGGAUUUUCUCGUCAUCAAGAUCACUAUGAGAACCUUCUUGGCCAUGCAUGGAAGUUUUAUAGAGAUGGUAGACCAAUUGAACUUGUAGAAGAUCAUCUGGCUGAACCACAAGAUUUGCCUCAACUUCUAAGAUCAAUCCAAGUUGGCUUGCUAUGCGUUCAACACUGCCCUGAAGAUAGGCCAAACAUGUCUUCCAUUGUUCAUAUGUUGGCUAAUGAUGUUCAAUUACCCAUUCCUAAAGAGCCAGGUUUCUUCACAGAGAAAAGGGCAAUUGAGCGCAAUUCUUCAGACACAGAAAAAUCAUGUUCCAUAAAUGAACUCACCAUCUCAGUGCUCAAUCCUCGUUAAAAACGAUGGCUU
Messenger RNA from Ipomoea nil (Japanese morning glory), 477 nucleotides. RefSeq names its product G-type lectin S-receptor-like serine/threonine-protein kinase SD1-1. The transcript has 2 exons. Gene Ontology annotation, biological process: protein phosphorylation. Gene Ontology annotation, molecular function: protein serine/threonine kinase activity. Bases 16 to 465 code for a protein of 149 amino acids. Lineage: Eukaryota; Viridiplantae; Streptophyta; Magnoliopsida; Solanales; Convolvulaceae. The record is from RefSeq and is a predicted model, not a curated record.